CCACCGUCUCAGAGCCUGUAAGGACACAUGGCCUCACCGGGCCCUGCAUCUCCGAGGUCUGGUGAAAGACGGGGGUCCAGAGAACGGCUGCAGCUCCCUGAACUACCGAGCGCCACCGCCAGCUUCCCAAGGCCCCCAGUGGUUCAAGACACACAGGCUGUGCUGAAAAGAAGAUGGAAAGAACCCAGCGUGCACCACUUAAAGGACCGUGAGCGGAUGUAUUUUCCAGGCUGGGACACUCAGUUGCCGUCAUCUCAACAAACAGAGCAGCCACACAGGCGGCGUAAGAAAUUGCCUGUUCACCUACCUUCUCUGAAAUCCAGGACCACGAUGUCCCAGAAUGUGCUGUCAACCCCUAUUCCCCCCACUAUGCCCCUUUCUCUGAAGAGAUACUUGACACUGGAGGAGGUUGAGUACAUACCCAGCGAGCGAUUGGAAGAGGAGGAAUACUACCACUCCAAGCUGAUCCGCAUUCCCUUCAUUGCAAACUUCAAAAAGUGGAAACCGUUUUACAUCUGGCGCACCAAGAUUCGUGCCAUGAAGUUUCAUGUGGCCAGGAGGUCCCUCCACAGCAGCUUGUUUAUUGUGAAUCAGUCUCUAAAUCCUGCACUGAUGGACAUCAGGAACAUGUGUUAUCAAAUCAGUGACACAGACUUGUGUCACAUGGAGAAAGAACACACUCACACACUGCAGGAGUUCCAGGACAUCCUGAAAAAACAACUACAAGAGGUGUCGAAUGACUUGAGGAAGUUUCAAGAGCUGGUGAAGGAGGUGACCGUUUGUGCAUGCCGAAACUACUCGACGGAACUUCGAGCCAAAGCAACUCGUCCUAAGGAAGAGAUGUUUGUUGCACAGACCAAAAACUUCAUCCGUCUUGUUGACUAUAUGGUUGCAAACACCUUGUGCAUCAUAGUUGCGAAUACAGUGGCCAGACUACUGGCUGUGCUCCAAGAGCAGGUACGUGGAACACCCAGCCGUGCCACGAUUCAGAGCUGGAGCCUGAGCCCUGAGGUUGAUCCUCCUGAAGAAGAGGUGAGUCAGAAGUCAGAAACGUGCUGUGGUCAACCUCUGCUCUUCUCUGAGCUGAUGCUGGACCUCAAUGCUUUGACCUACAAACCCUCUGAGGAGAACGUUCAGGAGACUUUUGCAGAGAUCAUUGGCUCGUUUGUGAAAACAGUGAUGUCAGUGAAUACACUUCAAACAGAUCCUGAUUUAAUUGUAUUGACAGACCCUGGAGACUAUAAGAACUUUGAAUGCGCAAAUGAAGAUAAUUCCUGUUUGGAAUCAAUCAUAGAGAAAGAUGACCAACUUCAGAGCUUCAUGCAGAAAAUCAAGGUCAGUUUAUUACUUUGCACAGGUUUCUAUCUCUUGAGGUGGCACUUUGUCUGUACAGGCCUGUUGUACUUACACACAUUUGAGCGUUUUCAUCUGUUCUAUAAAGAGAACGAGGGUCUGGAUCUGGAUGCAAUGCGGCAAAAGGAUCACGAUGUGUCCUUUUUUGGAAAAGCGCUGGAGUUAUACCACAGUGAGCUUAAGGAGGCCGCAGCCAUCCCACAGAAAAGGCGUCUUGGCUCACUGCUUGUGGACAAAACACUGCUCAAAGAAAAGCUUGCGUCUUCCUCGCUCCGCUGUCUGGAGGUCAUCCACCAGAUGCUUACCCAGCAGGCUAGGGUGAAGCUAGAUGCUGUCAUUGCCGAGGUUUGUGAAGUCAAGUAUGAACUAGAGUCCAGUCCCUCCACCACGGCUGAGUUAGCCAACUCCCUCACAUUCUUGGAUGAGAUUUGGGAGAGGAUUUCGGUGCUUGAAGCGGAACAGGAGACAUUAUGUCAGAUGUACAGUCUGAUUAACGUGUACUCAGUUCCGCUGCCAACUGAGGAUCUGCUUGUUUUUGCCACCUUGCAACCCUCCAUUAACGAGCUGUACUGCAUCAUCAGUCAUGCAUUACUGGAGAGGGGCUCCAUCGUUGACAAGCUGCACAGCUCCCUGCAGAAGGACAUCAAGGAGCUGAACCGUGAGGUCAUCCAAACCAAGCUUAAGUCACUUGAUCCACAACUCCUUGACAUCAAUGCAGAUUCCUCCCAAGUGCAUCUGCUGCUGGAAGGCAUCCAGAUGUCCAUAGACAAGCUGCAGGCCCAGGCCCACGCCUACACCUCCUACCAGGAGAAAUUGAAGGUGGAGGUCACCAACUUUGACACCCUGGAAGAGCUAAUUGCAGAGUUUAGGCUGAAACAGCUGCUGUGGGACUCUCUAGAGAAAUGGGACUGUUUGUCAGAUGGAUGGAGGCAGAGCACACUUGAGCAGCUGGACCUGGAGCAGAUCAGCUCACAGGUCACAACAUAUAGCAAAUACAUCAACCGGCUGGAAGAGGGCCUGUCGAGCAACAACGUACUGACAACUCUUAAGGAGAAGGUGGAAGUCGCCAAACAGAGGCUGCCGGUGAUCACUGAUCUCUGUAACCCAAGUGUGAAGCCAGAGCACUGGAAGAUGCUGGAGUCUGUUGUGGGGAUCUCUCUGAACAGGAACCAGCUUACCUUGGCUGCUGUGGAGACGCUCAACGUCUUCUCCUAUGGCCUGAAGAUACAGGAGGUGUCAGGGCAGGCUUCAGGAGAGGCGUCAGUGAAGUCCAUUUAUACAAAGGUGAAGGAGGUUUGGUGGAACACGGCGUUCACUGUGCUGUCUCACGGGGAAUCUAAAGACGGCUCCAUCUUGGGAGGCACGGAUGAUAUCCAGGUACUCCUGGAUGACAGCAUCAUCUCUCUAGGCUGGGUGGCCUCUUCUCGCUACGUAGCUCCCAUCAUAAAUGUGGUGAACAUUUUGCUGGGAAAGCUGACCCACUUCAACCAAACACUGGAUGAGUGGCUUACAUGCCAAAGGAACUGGCUUUAUCUGGAGAGUAUCUUCUUGGCCCCAGACAUCGAGAGGCAGCUGCCUGCUCAGUCCAAGAUGUUCUUCAAGGUGGACAAGUCUUGGAAGGAGAUCAUGGCAAAGGUCAAACUGAGGCCUAAUGCGCUUCAAGUUGCCACACAGCCUCAUCUGUUGGAGACUUUUCAACACAACAACACUCUCUUGGAUGAGAUACAGAAGUGUCUGGAAAACUACCUGGAGUCCAAGAGAGUGAUCUUCCCCAGGUUCUACUUCUUAUCUAAUGACGAGCUGAUAAAGAUCUUGGCCCAGACAAGAAACCCCCAAGCAGUGCAGCCCCACCUUAGGAAGUGUUUUGAUGCCAUUACACGGCUAGAGUUUGCUUUACUGCCCGAAUCUUCUGGGACCGAUACAGAAAAUGUGCUGGAUGUUGGAAUACAGGAGACGGACUACAGCAAAGACAUCGUGAACAUGGUGUCCCCCGAGGGAGAGAAGGUGGGUUUGACUAAAGGUCUUAAGGCACAAGGCAACGUGGAGGAUUGGCUUUGCAAGGUGGAGGAGGCGAUGUUCUCCUCACUGCGACGCCUCAGCAAGGCUGCCAUUGCUGACUACCAGGUGAAGUCUAGAGAGGAAUGGGUGGUGGCUGGACAUCCAUCGCAGGUGGUGCUGACCAUCUCCCAGAUGAUGUGGUGCAAGGACAUGGAUGCUUGCCUAGAUGGAGACCAUGACCACUUUGCUGCCCUGCAGGAAUUUGAACUGACUAACUUUGAUAGGCUGAAUGCUCUGGUGGCAUUGGUACGAGGACGGCUGCCUGCUUUACACCGUAAUAUCAUCACUGCCCUCAUCACCAUCGACGCCCAUGCCAGAGACAUUGUCACAGAUCUAGUCCGCCAGAAGGUGGACACCAGGUGUAACUUUGAAUGGCAGAAACAGUUACGCUACUACUGGGACAUGGACCUGGACAAUUGUGUAGCCAAAAUGGCCGUGUCCACCUACACGUAUGGCUAUGAAUACCUGGGAGCCUGUCCUAGACUAGUUAUAACACCACUCACGGAUCGUUGUUAUUUGUGUCUGAUGGGGGCUCUCCAGUUAGACCUUGGAGGAGCACCAGCCGGGCCAGCAGGUACGGGCAAAACAGAGACCACCAAGGACCUGGCUAAGGCCCUGGGGAUACAGUGUGUGGUCUUCAACUGCUCUGAUGGACUUGACUACAAGACGACGGGGUGCUUCUUUAGCGGUCUGGCUCAGUCGGGUGCUUGGUGUUGUUUUGACGAAUUUAACCGAAUUGACAUUGAAGUGUUGUCUGUCAUCGCUCAGCAACUCACAACCAUACGAAACGCCAAAGCUGAUAAGCUGUCAAGGUUUCAAUUUGAAGGCCGGGAGAUCAAGGUGGUGAGGACGUGUGCUGCAUUCAUCACCAUGAACCCAGGCUGUGCUGGAAGAACGGAGCUACCUGACAACCUUAAAGCUCUCUUCAGACCCAUAGCCAUGAUGGUGCCCAACUACGCACUCAUUGCUGAGGUGGUUCUGUACUCAGAGGGAUUUGAGUCCAGUACGGUCCUAGCGAGGAAAAUGACCCAGAUGUACAAGCUGUGCUCUGAGCAGCUGUCCCAGCAGGACCACUACGACUUUGGCAUGAGAGCCGUCAAGUCCGUCCUGGUCAUGGCUGGGCCUCUAAAGAGAGAACACCCCCCCCUCAGUGAGGAGGUGGUUCUGAUGAGAGCCCUGAGGGAUUCCAACCUGCCCAAGUUGCUCACUGAUGAUGCUGUGCUGUUUGGUGGUAUCCUGUCUGACCUCUUCCCCGGUGUGAGUGUUCCUGAGCGUGACUACGGUGAGCUACACUCCGCUAUCCUGGAGUCUCUGGUGAAGAGAAACCUGCAGCCACUGGCUAGCAUGACCAAGAAGGUGAUGCAGUUGUAUGAGACCAUUUUAGUGCGUCAUGGUGUCAUGUUGGUCGGGCCUACUGGUGGAGGUAAGACCACCGUCUACAGUGUCCUGGCAGACGCACUGGAGACCCUCCACGGCACAGGGCACGCGGCUAACAACCCUUUCUAUCAACAUGUCAAGACCUAUGUUCUCAACCCCAAAUCUGUCACAAAGGGAGAGCUCUACGGAGAGGUUAACACAGUAACACUCGAGUGGCGUGACGGACUGAUGGCGCUGAGUGUCCGUGAUGCGGUCAGCGACACGAGUGCUGCCCACAAGUGGGUGGUUUGCGACGGGCCGGUCGACGCCCUAUGGAUUGAGAACAUGAACACAGUGCUGGAUGACAACAAGAUGCUCUGUCUGGCUAACGGCGAGCGAAUCAAACUUACACCAUCCGUCCAUAUGGUGUUUGAGGUCCAGGACUUGGCUGUAGCUUCUCCAGCCACUGUCAGCCGCUGUGGGACGGUUUAUAUCGACCCAGAUGAGCUCAAGUGGAUGCCCUAUGUCCAGACGUGGAUCAGUGGUCUCGGAGCCAAGCUCCCAGGCCCAGUGAGAACAUACCUGCUGGAGCUGUUUGAGCAAUACGUGGAGAAAGGUCUUCAGUUCGUUCUGAAGUAUUGUACCCAGGCCGUUCCACAGGUGGACAUCAGUAAAGUGACCACUCUGUGCUCCCUGUUGGAGGCACUGCUGCUGGGCAAAGGGGGGCCAGACCUUCAAAUGGAGUCCAAGCACCUCAACAGCAUAUUAUGUCACACCUUCAUAUUCUGCUACCUGUGGGCAGUCGGAGGAAACCUGACCACUUCUCACUGGGAUGCUUUUGACACCUUCAUUCGAGAGCAGUUUGAAGGCAGCAGCAAUGCUGAGCUCCCGAAGCAUGGCACCUUGUGGAGUGCGUAUAUGAACUUCAACCAGAAGCGUCUGGAGCCAUGGGACAACAUCAUCCCUUCAUUCAAAUACAACAGGGAGCAGCCCUUCUUUGAGACGCUGGUCCCCACCACAGACACCGUCCGCUACGGCUACCUGAUGGAGAAACUGUUAUCUGUGCAGCGGUCUGUACUCUUCACCGGCAGCACUGGAGUGGGGAAGUCAGUGGUGGCUCGGGGCCUUCUUAACAGUCUUCAGGAGCAGGCAGGAUACCUCCCCGUCUACAUUAACUUCUCGGCUCAGACCUCAUCCGCCCGCACACAGGAGAUCAUUGAGUCCAAACUGGAGAAAAAGAGGAAAAACAUUUGGGGUGCUCCUGGUAACAAGAAGUUAGUGGUCUUUGUAGAUGACCUGAAUAUGCCUAAACUGGACAGUUAUGGCUCUCAGCCCCCCAUAGAACUCUUGCGUCAAUUCCAGGACUUUUCUGGCUUCUAUGACAGAAACAAGUUCUUCUGGAAGAAGAUCCAGGACAUGACCAUUGCCGCAGCGUGUGCUCCUCCGGGAGGGGGGCGCAAUCAGGUGACCCCCCGAUUCAUCCGCCACUUCAGUACGCUGUGUCUUCCCACGCCGUCGGAACUCAGCCUCAAGCAGAUCUUCAAAGCCAUUCUGAGCGGUUUCCUGACUGAGUUUUCCCAAGCGGUGAAGAACUGUGCUGGUCAGAUUGUGGAUGCGGCUGUGGAGAUUUACACCCGCUUGAGAGUUGAUCUGCUGCCUACUCCAGCUAAGUCCCACUAUGUCUUCAACCUCCGGGACCUCUCCAAGUGUGUCCAAGGUAUGUUGCAGUGUGAGCCGAGUAAAGUGAGACACAAGAGCCAGAUCUUCCGUCUCUUCUGCCACGAGUGUCGGCGAGUGUUCCACGAUCGACUAAUCAGCAACCAAGAUAAAACCUAUUUCAACACCAUCGUCUCUGAAAUGUCAAGCAAAUAUUUUAGCAUUAACUUGGAGCCGUCAUGCUUUGUGACUCAGCCGAUCAUAUUUGGGGACUUCAUCACGGUGGGUGCAGAGAAAGAAGAUCGUCUGUAUGAGGAUCUGAGAGAUAUGGGAAAGAUUCAGGCCGUUCUCCAGGACUACCUCCAUGAUUACAACAAGACCUUCUCCAAGGAGACCAAGCUAGUGUUCUUCCAGGAUGCCGUCGAGCAUCUUUCCAGGAUUUCCCGUGUGAUUCGCCAGCAGAGAGGCAAUGCCCUGCUCGUGGGGGUGGGAGGUACAGGCAAGCAGUCACUCACUCGGUUGGCAUCCCACAUGUGCGGAUACUGCUGCUUCGAGAUCGAACUCAGCCGAGGCUACAACUAUGACAGUUUCCAUGAAGACUUGAGGAGGCUCUACAAGAUGGCAGGUGUAGAGGGCAAGGAUGUGGUGUUUCUCUUUACGGACACUCAGACUGUGGUGGAGGAGUUUUUGGAGGAUAUCAACAACAUGCUGAGCUCUGGCGAGGUGCCCAACCUCUUUGAGGAAGAUGAGCUGGAACAAGUACUAGCGGCCACCCGCCCUGAAGCCAAAGAAGCUGGAAUCAGUGAGGAGGACAGGGAUGAGCUGUUCCAGUAUUUCCUCUCCCGUGUACGAGAGAGGCUGCACAUCGUGCUGUGUAUGAGUCCCGUGGGCGAUGCCUUCAGGUCCCGAUGUCGUAUGUUUCCUUCACUGGUUAACUGCUGCACCAUCGACUGGUUUGUGCAGUGGCCUCGUGAGGCACUUCUCUCUGUCUCUCAGGCCUUCUUCCAGGAUGUGGAUUUUGGCAGUGAGGAGCUGAAGCAGAGUGUCUCCGCCAUGUGCGUGGAGACACAUGUUAGUGUCACUGACAUGGCUGAGUGCUUCUACUCAGAGCUGAGACGCCGAUGCUACACCACACCUACAUCCUACCUGGAGCUCAUCAGCCUCUACCUGUCCAUGCUGAAGGAGAAGAGACAGCAGUUAGUUAUUGCCAGGGAUCGUGUGAAGAAUGGUAUGACCACACUGCUGGAGACCAAUGAGCUUGUGGACAAAAUGAAAGCAGACGUGUCUGCUCUGGAGCCAGUCCUUAAACUGAAAUCCAUGGAUGUUGAUGCCCUCAUGAUGAAACUGGCUGUAGACCAGGAGAGCGCUGACGAGCUGCGUAAAGUAGUGACAGAGGAUGAGGCUUUGGCCAAGGUUAAAGCUGAAGACACCCAGGCCAUAGCCGAUGAUACCCAGAGGGACCUGGAUGAGGCUAUGCCAGCCCUGGAGGGCACCAAUCAGGCCCUGAAGUCUCUCGACAGGGCCCACAUCUCUGGGCUCAAGGAGUUCACCGAACCUCCAGACCUAGUCAGGACCGUCAUGGAGGCCGUCUGCAUCCUGCUCAGCUGCAAACCGGACUGGCUCAGUGCCCAGCAGUUGCUGGGAGAUUCUAAUUUCCUCAGGCGUCUCACAGACUAUGAUAAGGACAAUAUCGAUCCUCAGAUCCUCCUCAAGCUGCAAACGUACAUCAACAACCCUGAUUUCAUACCUGAGAAGGUGGAGAAGGUAUCCGAAGCCUGCAGAUCAAUGUGCAUGUGGGUCAGAGCCAUGGAUCUUUACUCCAGAGUCCUCAAAGAAGUAGGCCCCAAGAGGGAGAAGCUGGCUCAGGCGCAGGGAGAGCUGGAUGUGACGAUGGCAACCCUGAGGGAGAAGCAGCAACACCUUCAGGAGGUGGAGAGCCGGAUCAGAGUCCUGCAGGAGCAGUGUGACAGCAGCGAUAAUGAGAUGGAGGAUUCUGUUAACACCAUGGCUCUGAAUCAGGCUCGACUGACCAGAUCAGGGAAGCUUACUUCUGCUCUCGGUGAUGAGCAAGUACGCUGGGAACAAAGUGUUGCUCUGUUAGAUCAAGAGAUCAUCAGCGUGGUGGGGAAUGUCUUCGUUGCAGCUGCGUGUGUGGCCUACCAUGGAGCGUUUACUUCCCACUACAGACAGCUGCUAAUUGACCAGUGGAUGAUACAGUGCCAGACACUGAACAUCCCCAUCAGUUCCAGCUUCAGCCUGAUCAACAUUCUGGGAGAUCCGCUUGUGAUCCGCCAGUGGAACACAGAGGGUCUGCCUCGGGACACCGUCUCUACGGAGAACGGGAUCCUGGCGACCGAGGGCCGCCGCUGGCCUCUCAUGAUCGACCCGCAGGAUCAGGCCAACCGAUGGAUCCGCUCUAAGGAGGCGAAGCAUGGUCUGAAGGUCAUCAGGCAGACAGACCCGAGCUUUCUCCGUACCCUAGAGAAUGCCAUGAGCAUAGGCAUGCCUGUGCUGCUAGAAGAGUUAACAGAGACUCUCGAUCCAGCUCUGGAGCCCGUCCUGCUCAAGCAGACAUUUGCUGCUGGUGAACGGACACUGAUCCGACUCGGAGAUUCAGAUAUUAACUAUGACGACAACUUCAGGUUCUAUAUGACCACCAAGAUGGCCAACCCACACUACCUACCAGAGGUGUGCAUCAAAGUUACUGUUAUCAACUUCACCGUGACCAAAUCUGGCUUGGAGGACCAACUGCUUAGUGACGUGGUGCGUCUAGAGAGUCCACAUCUGGAGGAACAGAGGAAUGAGCUGAUCGUGCGCAUCCACGCUGACCGCAACCAGCUAAAAGAGAUCGAGGACCGCAUCCUCCAGCUUCUCCUCACCUCUGAGGGGAAUAUACUUGACAACGAAGAGCUAGUUCAGACUCUUCAGGAGUCAAAGCUGACAUCAGAGGCUAUAAAGCAGCGUCUGGAGGAGGCAGAGGCCUCUGAGCUGAUGAUCAACUCUGCAAGGGAGCGUUACCAACCUGUGGCCACCCGAGGCUCAGUCUUGUACUUUGUUAUUGCCAGUCUCUCUGAGAUUGAUCCAAUGUACCAGUUCUCCCUCAAGUACUUCAAACAGCUCUUUAACUCCACCAUUGAAACGUCAGAGAAGAGCAGCGUGUUAGAAGAUCGUCUCCAGAUCCUGCUGGACCAGAUCCUGCUCAUCUCCUACAUCAACGUGUCCCGUGGCCUCUUCGAGCAGCACAAGCUUAUCUACAGCUUCAUGUUGUGCAUAGAAGUCAUGAGGCAGCGUGGGGAGAUUUCCGAUGCCGAGUGGCAGCACUUCCAAAGAGGAAGUGUCUCUUUGGAAAAGGACAAUGCAGAACGUCCAGAUGUGCCAUGGCUCAGUGAUUUUUACUGGCACACGUGCUGCGAGCUGGAGGACACACUGCCUUGCUUCAAGGGCAUCUCCAAGGAAAUCACCAGAACCUCCAUCCUCAUCGAGCUAGGACGUUUUCAAGCAUCUAUUAAUCCAGAGACCUGGGAAGGCUACGUGUCCAAAGAAGUGAAGCCAGGGAGUGGGAUCAGAGGUCACUGGAAUGAAAGGUUGGGGGCCUUCCAGAAGCUAGUCCUGAUCAAGAGCUUUAUAGAAGAAAAGCUGGUGUUUGCAGCAACAGAGUUUGUGAUCGUCAGCCUUGGACAGCAGUUUGUGGAGAACCCUCCAGUAGACCUGGCAAACCUUUACAAUGACAUGUCCCCUUCCACACCACUGGUCUUCAUUCUCAGCACAGGAUCUGACCCUAUGGGGGCCUUCCAGCGCUUUGCAAAAGAGAGAGGUUGUCUUGACAGGGUUGAGUCCAUAUCAUUAGGUCAAGGCCAGGGGCCGAUAGCAGAAAAGAUGAUCCAUGCAGCAAUGAAGACUGGCAAAUGGGUCUUUGUGCAGAACUGUCAUCUGGCCGUCUCCUGGAUGUUAGCCAUGGAGGAGCUCAUCAAGACCCUCACUGAGCCUGACGCAUCAAUCCACGAGAACUUCCGUUUGUUUCUCAGUUCCAUGCCGACCAAAGUAUUUCCUGUUACAGUGCUUCAGAACUCUGUCAAGGUGACUAAUGAGCCUCCUAAAGGCCUCCGAGCCAACAUGCGACGAGCCUUCACAGAGAUCUCCAGCAAGUAUUUAGAAGAGCACAUUCUGGGACGCCAGUGGAGGAAGAUCAUCUUUGGAAUCUGCUUUUUCCAUGCAGUCAUCCAGGAGCGGAAGAAGUUUGGUCCUCUGGGCUGGAACAUCCCCUAUGAGUUUAACGACAGUGACAGGGAGUGUGCUCUGCUCAACCUCAACCUCUACUGCAGAGACGGCGCGGUCCCUUGGGACGCUCUCAUCUACAUGACUGGUGAGAUCACAUAUGGGGGCAGAGUGACGGAUGCCUGGGACCAGCGCUGCCUCAGGACAAUCCUCAAAGGCUUCUUCUCGCCUCAAACCCUGGAGCCUGGCUACGCCUACUCCGCCUCAGGUAUCUACUAUGCCCCAGAUACAGAGGAGCUAGAACAAUAUAAGAAAUAUAUCGAGAGUCUUCCAAUCAUAGAUGAGCCUGAGGUCUUUGGCUUGCAUGAGAAUGCCAACCUGGCCUUCCAGCGUCAAGAAACCAUGACUCUAAUCAGCACCAUACUGGAUGUAACUCCUCGCUCACCAGCCCACCAUGGAGCUACAAGUAACGAUCACAUCGUCUGCGAGCUCACUGCAGCCAUCCUGGCCAAGCUACCAGAGCGUCUGGACAUGGAUGAGGCGGUUAAAACUUUGUGUGUCCCGGAUGGAAGCGGCCGCCUUAACUCCCUGACAACUGUGUUGGGCCAAGAGGCCGACCGGUUCAACCACCUGCUGAGAGUGAUCAAGAUGUCUCUUAUCACUCUGCAGAAGGCCAUAGCAGGACUGGUGGUGAUGUCAGAAGAGAUGGACCGCUUAUACACAAGCUUCCUGAACAACCAGGUUCCCGCCCACUGGGCCAACUCUGCCUACCCUUCUCUCAAACCUCUGGCAUCCUGGGUCAGGGACCUGGCUCUCAGGACCUCCUUUAUCCAGACUUGGAUCACACGUGGUCAGCCCAAGUCUUUCUGGAUCUCAGGGUUCUUCUUUCCUCAAGGCUUUCUUACAGCGGUGCUUCAGAAUCAUGCCAGGCGCUACAAUUUGCCCAUCGAUGAGCUCAACUUCCGCUUCAACUUGGUGCCGGUGUACCGAGACCAGGUAGCAGUCUGUGAGGCUCUACGCGGUCUGCCUAACACCACUAAACUGGACAUGGAUGAUGAGCUACCGGAGCCAGAGAACGGUGUGCUCGUGCACGGCAUGUUCAUGGAUUCCAGUCGCUGGGACGAUAACAACAUGGUGAUUGAGGACGCGUUACCUGGAGUGAUGAAUGCCAUGCUGCCGGUGGUGCACUUUGAGCCCCAGCAGAACUACGUGCCUGAGCCAGACCUCUACCACGCUCCUCUGUACAAGACGUCAGCCAGAGCCGGGGCUCUGUCCACCACAGGUCACUCAACUCAUUUUGUUGCAGCAGUAAUGCUUCCCUCCAAUCGACCGAGCGACUAUUGGACAUCACGAGCCUCUGCUCUGCUGUGCCAGUUGGAUGAUUAAGUUUGUAUUCGAGGACAAAGAGGAAUUUAAAAUGUGACUGAAACGUUUACUUAUGCACGACCUUGAAUUGACACUGAAGCUUUUGUGGAAUUAUUUAUAAAGUUUCUUUCAGAGAAGAUUUAUGCUAAAUGUGCACUUACUUCAAAUACAGUGUAAUAAACACCCUGAGUGAUC
This is a messenger RNA of Anarrhichthys ocellatus (wolf-eel), 12198 nucleotides long. RefSeq names its product dynein, axonemal, heavy chain 6 (gene dnah6). Gene Ontology annotation, molecular function: ATP binding; dynein light intermediate chain binding; minus-end-directed microtubule motor activity. Gene Ontology annotation, cellular component: dynein complex. Bases 28 to 12024 code for a protein of 3998 amino acids. The transcript is spliced from 81 exons. The record is from RefSeq and is a predicted model, not a curated record. Gene Ontology annotation, biological process: microtubule-based movement. NCBI's taxonomy places the organism in Eukaryota, Metazoa, Chordata, Actinopteri, Perciformes, Anarhichadidae.